ACUUUAUAUUUGACUUUAAAAGUUUCCUUAAAAUACGUAAUCUUCAAAAAGAUCAAAAUGAUUAUUUAUUUUUUAACUACUCCAAAUUAAAACUUUAUAUUUGACUUUAAGAGUUACCUUAAAAUACGUAAUCUUCAAAAAGAUCAAAAUGAUUAUUUAUGUUUUAACUACUCCAAAUUAACAAAAACUCUAUUUCUCUUCCAAUCAGACCCUUUUAACAACUUUCUUAGAGGCAAAUUCCUUUUUUUGUAGUUAAAUUGGAAAGACAUUUGAGAUGAUGCAGUUACUUUCAAGUGCAUUGACCCUCCAAACAAGUUCUAUAAACUGAUUGAUAUCAGAAGCUUGAAAGGGCCAUCAUCCAGGGCCAGGCACUAAACCUAAAAACUAAUUGGGCGUGGGAUGGGCAAUGCAGCAGGUUGCAGUUGAGGGGCCUAUAAAAGCAGGGGGCCUUGUGUCACAUAUCACAGAAGUUGACCAACUGCCAUGGGAGCCAGAAGUAUCGAAACCCGGACCUGGAAGAUUCAGCUACUCAUCCUGUUGAGUGGAGUGCUACUCACCGUUAGAGCUGCUGCAGCGGAGGCAACCGAAGAUGUGACCCAUCCACCGCCCGAUCAUUUGCAAACGGAGUCUCGCUCUCGCAAAAACACAGUCCUGGUUGUGGACGAGGACCUGGACGGACGAAAUGCCUACAUCAACAAUAAGUUUGUGCCCAGCGAGCCGGCUGAGGUGCUGGACGAAGAGCAAAAUGCCCCGCUCUACGAGAUCCUCCAGAAGCAGAUGGAGCAAGUGCUAGCCUCGUCGGCUCCCAACGAUCCUGUCUACGAGCAGCGGGAGAAUCAGAAGCGCCGCGACCAGCAGCCACCCCACCAACCGCCGUACUUCUCCGGCGAAGAUCGAGAUGGCGAUCUUCAGGACGACUACGAGGACGAUGAGGACCAAACGGAUCAGGGCUAUGCCUUGGAUCCAGAGAAACCGGAUGCCGUGGCAAGUUCUCCAGAGGAAGAGGACCAGAACGAGGCGAGCUAUCAAGCACCAAGCCUUCCAAGCAGCACUACGCGCAGACCGCACAGGCGACGCAGCACAUCCACCACAGCUCAGCCACGAACCACCAGGACCAGGAGCACUGCACAGCCCAGGAUCACAGCCAGACCAUCGAACCAAACCAGCACCACUGAGCCACCGCCACAUGCCAGCACCACCAGUCACAGGCCAAUAAUUGGUUCCAGUAGCCAUUCGAAGGCAAAUCCUCAUCCGGGAAACAGCCUGGCCAGUGAUCCGCAGGUCUACCAGCACAAGCGCCGCAUUGUCUUCAAGACCAUCUCGACGGGCUCCCAGUUCGUUAACUCGCCCAUUGGCGACCUAAUGAUCAAGUUCUCCAUCGGAUUCGCCAAGCCAGCUGCUCCGGGUGAAUCUGUCAGCUCCUCCAGAUCACCAAGUUCCUCCAACGAUGCCGUCCUGCGCGCGCUCUCCCAAAACUUCAUCCGAAAUCUCGAACUGCAGAAGCUAAAAAGGUCGAAUAAAGUUCAAAAAGAUUAAAUAAAUAAUACAAUUGCAAAUUA
Molecule: messenger RNA, 1559 nt
Organism: Drosophila subpulchrella
Lineage: Eukaryota; Metazoa; Arthropoda; Insecta; Diptera; Drosophilidae
Exons: 2
Coding region: 484-1536 (350 amino acids)
Source: RefSeq, a predicted model, not a curated record